Dermochelys coriacea (leatherback sea turtle) is the source of this 1812-nucleotide messenger RNA. RefSeq names its product chromosome 25 C19orf71 homolog (gene TEKTIP1). The record is from RefSeq and is a predicted model, not a curated record. The coding region runs from base 73 to 648 and encodes 191 amino acids. The transcript is spliced from 4 exons. NCBI's taxonomy places the organism in Eukaryota, Metazoa, Chordata, Testudines, Dermochelyidae.
CUGGCGGCAGCAGUGAGCCGGCAGCAGCCCGGGCAGGGGCAGCGUGGCCUGGACAAGGCGGGCACAGGGGGCAUGGAUUUGGAGGCAGACCGACCAUACGUCCCUCAGGGGACGCUGGAGACAGACUUCCCGACACCAUUGUACAGUGAUGAGUACCUCACGUUGCAUGGGCCCCGCAAUGCCCCCAUCCUGAAGCAGGCCGUGCAUUGGAAGUGCACCCCCAUGGGCCGAGAUGCCAUCUCCCAGACCUGGUACACAGGGCUGACCAACAGCGACAACCGAGACGCCUGGUACACGCUCACCAGCGGCCUGAGCCGCGAGGCCUACCACCGCUGGGCCCGCUCCCAUGCCGAGAGGGAGCGGAAGACCUUGCCCCCUGCCUAUACCCAGCACCUGCAGGAGGUAUCGUGGUAUGACCCAGUGGUCCCUGCUCAGUACUUGGAGCCCAAUACCAGGUGGGGGGCCUUCCUGUGGAAAGACAAACCCGUCCUCGGAAAGGAGUAUGUUGUCAACCGAAACCGCGCCAGCAGUGAGCUGAGGGGCCACGUUGGCUAUGUCCCCUGCUUGGCCGCCCACGCGCCUGCCUUCACCACCAGGGACCUCCGCACCUGGCCACUCUUCAGCGCCCAGCCGUCCACCUACCAGUAAACGCUGCUGUGCCACAGGCUGUCUCUGGCAGGGCUGAGGGGAGUGAGCAGGUCUGGGCGGUGAGCUGCCCCCAGUGGCCCAAGUUGCUGGGCUGCCAGGGGCUCUCCUGGGUAUCCUGCUGCAAUGAGCCUGGCUCUGGGCUCGUGGCUGGCUGGGGUUGUGGCCAGCAGCCCUGGGGACAUUGAGUACCUACGGCAGGCCUGUGUCUGUGCAGGCUGAGCUGGCAGCAGGCCCUUCCCACCCAUGUGCCCACCUCUGCUGCCCACAGCGGGCUCCCUCUCCUGCCAGGAACAUACAGCAUCGCCACACAAGAAACUCCUGACUGCCUUCCCACUCUGCCCAACCCCUGCCCCUUGGCCGAGUCCUGGGCUGGAGUGGGCAGCAGCCAGAGGGGUUAACAAACAGUGAUCUUCUCCCCCCCGCCCCCCAACUUUCGUUUCUGCCCCGGGCAGGCACCGGCACUGUGUGUGGGCAGGGCAAGAGGGCUUCUGCCUGGUUGUGCCCCCUCACUGCAGGGUCCCAGGCUGGGCCUAGGUGCCCCUUGACAUGCACUUACGAGGGUGCUCUUGGGCUCACCCCCAGUCCCCUGGCCUUUCUUCCCCUGGCAGCAGGUGCCAAGGGCAGAACCUGCUCUGGGCUCCUCCCCACACUGGCUUGGGGUCUUGUAGGGGACACGGCUGAUACUGGGGCCAAGGGUUCAGGCUCCCUAGGCUUGCUGCUCUGUUCUUCCUCGGCAGCAUCACUGCUGCCCUGAGCUGGCCGUGCCUGGGGCAGGGCUCACCCACCAUCUCAUCCCUGCUUUGUUCCCGCUCCAGGCAGCCACAGGGGCUGACAAUGGUUCUGCCCCAGCCAUGAAAGGAUGAGCAGUGCCAGCAGCUUCCUGAGACUAUCCCCCUCCUCCCGCCCCCCAAGGACUCUCCUGUCUGGGCAGCUGGGUUUACCUGGCCCUCCUCCCCACCCCGCUCUCUCAAGGACCCACUCGUUCACCAGCGCCCCCUCCCUGGCUUCUCCCUGCCCAGAGCCAGUCCUGGGAGCUGGCAAGGCAGGGGCCCACCAUCCCUCGGGGUCCAGGCUGGAGGGUCCUGCUGCAGGACAAGGGAAUAGUAGGGUUUCAAGUGGCCCCCACCCCGUGGGAUCCCUCUGUCCUGGGCUCCCAGCCCUCCC